Molecule: messenger RNA, 1598 nt
Organism: Dryobates pubescens (Downy woodpecker)
Lineage: Eukaryota; Metazoa; Chordata; Aves; Piciformes; Picidae
Gene: ING4
Product: inhibitor of growth family member 4
Exons: 8
Coding region: 54-803 (249 amino acids)
Biological process (GO): positive regulation of apoptotic process; regulation of DNA-templated transcription
Cellular component (GO): nucleus
Source: RefSeq, a predicted model, not a curated record
GAGGCACCGGCGGCAGCCUGCCGCCGGAAGCGGCCUGCAGUGCGGGGCCCAAGAUGGCAGCCGGGAUGUACCUGGAGCACUACCUGGAUAGUAUUGAGAACCUACCAUUUGAACUGCAGAGAAACUUCCAGCUCAUGCGAGAUCUGGACCAGAGGACAGAAGACCUCAAGUCAGAGAUUGAUAAGUUGGCCACGGAGUACAUCAGCAACGCACGGACUCUGUCUUCAGAGGAAAAGCUGGGGCUCCUCAAACAAAUCCAGGAUGCCUAUGGGAAGUGCAAGGAGUUUGGGGACGACAAGGUCCAGCUGGCCAUGCAGACCUACGAGAUGGUGGACAAGCACAUCCGGCGGCUGGACACGGACCUGGCUCGCUUCGAGGCAGACCUGAAGGAGAAGCAGAUAGAGUCAAGUGACUAUGACAGCUCUUCCAGCAAGGGCAAGAAGAAGGGCCGAGCCCAGAAGGAGAAGAAAGCUGCUCGUGCUCGCUCCAAGGGGAAGAACUCUGAUGAGGAGGCGCCGAAAACUGCCCAGAAGAAGCUGAAGCUUGUCCGCACUAGCACAGAGUAUGGGAUGCCCUCUGUCACCUUUGGGAACGUGCACCCUUCAGAUGUGUUGGAUAUGCCUGUGGACCCCAACGAGCCUACCUACUGCCUCUGCCACCAGGUCUCCUAUGGGGAGAUGAUCGGCUGCGACAACCCAGACUGUUCCAUUGAAUGGUUCCAUUUUGCCUGCGUGGGUCUGACAACAAAACCCAGAGGGAAAUGGUUCUGCCCUCGCUGUUCCCAGGAGAGGAAGAAGAAGUAAAAUCUGGUGAGCCCUGAGUACUGCUGCAGGAGCUCUCUCCCCCCUGCCAGGGCCUUCUCCCAGCUCCCCCAGCUCUUGGGGCCUUGGCUGGAGGGAGCCUUUCCCUGUGGUUUGGGCCAUCUCUGGGAUGGUGUGUACCCUCCUGGCAGUUCUUGUGUGUUCUGGUUGCUUCUGAAUCCCUAAGGGAGGCCUCCUCUGUGUACUAUUCCAAACAGGUCUCUGAGCCUCCAAGGGAAUGAAUGAAGGCACCAGGGUAGCCACCAGAUUCCCAGGGAUUCAGGUAGCCCCUGAUUUUCCUCGGCUUUCCUUCAGCCUCCUCAGAGUUCAUUGUCUACUCUGCUCAGAGGACAAGGCUGUGGGAUGGGGGAAGGAAGGACCACAGUUUAGGUCUUUGAUUUUCCUGGAUCUUUUCCAGGAGAGAGAGAGUAACCAGACCACUUCUAAAUCUGGUGGACUGGUUGAGAGUCUGAAAACCUGAUGUAUUCCCUGUCUUUAACCAUUCCAUUACUGGCACUGAGCAGCCUCUUUUGUUGGGAAGAGGAGGAGAGGGAGGAGGGAGUGUUUAGAGCUAGCUUUGUCUCAUUCCUUGGGUGGACCUGCUGGUCUGGAAAGCACAUUGUGUGAAGGAGGGAGGAUUUCUGACUGCAUGGGGGGAAGUGGCUUGAUGCAGCCUGUCUUCCAGCUCCACAGUUCUGCCUUCCUUCCAGGCAGUGGUUUCUUCACUAUGGUGGUGAUGGGAAGUUUUGGAAUUCAGAUCCCACUUGUAUAAUAUGGACAUGAAUAAAGGUCAUUGAA